Neopsephotus bourkii (Bourke's parrot) is the source of this 1726-nucleotide messenger RNA. It is a transcript of the gene GALK2, whose product is annotated as galactokinase 2. Gene Ontology annotation, biological process: galactose metabolic process; carbohydrate phosphorylation. Gene Ontology annotation, cellular component: cytoplasm; cytosol. The transcript has 10 exons. Gene Ontology annotation, molecular function: galactokinase activity; ATP binding. The record is from RefSeq and is a predicted model, not a curated record. Lineage: Eukaryota; Metazoa; Chordata; Aves; Psittaciformes; Psittacidae. The coding region runs from base 80 to 1453 and encodes 457 amino acids.
UCCCGUGACAGGGCUCCAGCCGGAGGCAUCGCAUCGUGCCGCUGCCCGCCUCAGCCAGGAGCCGGCGCGGGGAGCCGCCAUGGCGGCGGAGGCUCCCGGCACCCUCCCGGUUCAGCUGGUGGAGCAGCCCAGAUUGCAGAAGCUGAAGGAGAUGUUUAUAUCAAAAUUUGGAUCAGCUCCCAAGUUUUAUGUUCGUGCACCAGGGCGAGUCAACUUAAUAGGAGAACAUAUAGACUACUGUGGUUAUGCUGUGCUCCCUAUGGCUAUAGAACAAGAUAUACUGAUUGCAGUAGAACCUGUAAAAACUCAAGUUGUGCACCUGGCAAAUACCAAUUCUCUUUAUUUGGAUUUCAGUACUAGUGUUAAUAACAUUCAGAUUAACAAAACCAAACCUCAGUGGCAUAACUACUUCCUGUGUGGACUGAAGGGUAUUCAGGAACAUUUUGGUCUUAAUAACCCAACUGGAAUGAAUUGUCUGCUAGAUGGAACCAUCCCUCCAAGUUCUGGUCUCUCUAGCUCCAGUGCUUUGGUGUGCUGUGCAGGACUCGUGACACUAAGAGCUAAUGGAAAAACCCUCUCCAAGGUGGAACUUGCAGAAAUUUGCACAAAGAGUGAACGUUACAUUGGCACAGAAGGUGGAGGAAUGGACCAGUCGAUCUCUUUCCUGGCAGAAGAAGGAACUGCCAAGUUGAUAAAGUUCAGUCCUCUGAGGGCAACUGAUGUUAGACUUCCAAGUGGAGCAGCGUUUGUUAUUGCUAACAGUUGUGUUGAAAUGAACAAAGCAGCAACUUCUCAUUACAAUAUUAGGGUAAUGGAGUGUCGUCUGGCUACAAAGCUUCUUUCAAAGUCUAAAGGCUUGGACUGGGAAAAAAUGUUGAGACUCCAAGAUGUGCAAAGCAGGCUAGGAGUUAGCCUGGAGGAAAUGCUGACCAUUGUCGAGGAGGUAUUACAUCCUGAGCCUUACAGCGCAGAGGAAAUUUGUAAAUGCCUGGGAAUUAGCCUGGAGGAGCUCCGCUCUCAGAUCCUGAGUCAAAACACGCAAGACGUAUCCACCUUUAAGUUGUACCAGCGUGCAAAGCAUGUGUACAGCGAGGCUGCGAGAGUGCUGGAAUUCAAGAAGAUAUGCAACGAAGCACCUGCCAAUGCGCUCCAGCUGCUGGGAGAAUUAAUGAACCAGAGCUAUAUCAGCUGCAGGGAGAUGUAUGAGUGCAGCUGUCCUGAACUGGAUCGCCUGGUAGACAUCUGCCUGCAAUCUGGGGCCAUUGGGUCACGUCUGACUGGAGCUGGAUGGGGUGGCUGCACAGUAUCAAUGGUGCCUACUGACAAGCUGAAUGCUUUCCUAAAAGAUGUAAAAAAAGCUUAUUACCAAAGUGAUGUCCAAAGGUUAGCACUGGAGAACAGUCUGUUUGCCACCAAACCUGGAAGAGGAGCUUUGGUUUUUGUUGAGGCCUGAAGAACGUAGAAACUCUGAAAGUAUGUAGGGCAUUCGGAACUGGCAGUACUUCCCAUGCCACAGCAAAUGAAUGCUUUUGCUGGUUUUUAUUGUAACGAGCAGUUGCUAUUAUCAAAGUAUAUUCUUGAAGAAGCGAUUAAACAAACACUCUUUGAUUAUAAAGUCUUUUCUUUUUUCUUCCAUACUAAAACUAUCUUUCAGUAUAAACUUUGAUUUACCAAAACCUAUUGAUAAGGAAAAGUGAAACUGAAAUAAAGAUGAUAUUUGGCUACA